Messenger RNA from Daldinia childiae, 2358 nucleotides. RefSeq lists its product as uncharacterized. Gene Ontology annotation, molecular function: transcription cis-regulatory region binding; DNA-binding transcription factor activity. Gene Ontology annotation, biological process: positive regulation of transcription by RNA polymerase II. The transcript is spliced from 5 exons. NCBI's taxonomy places the organism in Eukaryota, Fungi, Ascomycota, Sordariomycetes, Xylariales, Hypoxylaceae. The record is from RefSeq and is a predicted model, not a curated record. Bases 1 to 2358 code for a protein of 785 amino acids. Gene Ontology annotation, cellular component: nucleus.
AUGGGCUUCGAUCCCAGCGGACUCGGAUCACAAUCUGCGCAACCAAAGUAUACCUUCUUUCCCCCAACCACUGUCGAUGCGUUCUCUCAGCAUCAAUGGAGACAGGAACAGCCUGCAAAUUUCGGUUCGCUUUCAGAUAUUACCCCUGAGAAUCUUGCCCAAAAUGUUGCUCCUGUUCUACCCCAGCAGCAACAGCAGCCAGGCAAUAUUCAGCUAGAUAAAGGCAAGGCUCGUGCUGAACCUGAACAGCCUAUCCAGGUCACGGAGUCUGAGUACGAGGAAUGGGAAUACCCCGUAUCAGAUGAUGAGUCCAUGGCAGAGUCGGAUGAUAUGCCAUUUAGUGCGCGACACUCGUCUCUCGACUUCAACAACCUCGGGGUAGUCGCUUUUCAGAGACUUGAUCAGCCGUACGACACAUUCGGAACCCAGACGAGAACCUUCUCAGCCUUUGCUCCUGACCUUGCGACGUAUGAACCGUCACCAUCCAACUCUCCCUUAAACGACAAACAAAUAGCGGGAGUAUUCUGGCAUUUUGUGAACGUAACUGGACCUAGCAUAUCCAUGUAUGAAAGGUAUCCUAUUGAUCCGUCGCCCAUCUUUCAAGGCCAACCCAUACCGAAGUCUCGUCAGCAUAUCUGGACCUAUACCUUCCCAAUUUUGUCUUUUACCCAUCCAGCUCUCCUCCACGCCGUGCUCGCAAUUGCUAGCUUGCAGAUUGCAAAACUUCAGGCUCUGCCGCCAACUGCAUCUCUCAAACACUAUCACCUAGCUUUGAGGAGAAUUGCGCGGAACGUGGGUCGGCCGAAUAGGCGGUGUCAACCAGCAAACCUGGCGGCAACAUUAGUAUUGGCAUUCUAUGAAGUGUGGAACUCGGAUCAUGACAAAUGGAGCAGACAUCUGCUAGGAGCACGUUUAAUCAUCAAAGAAAUACCAUUCGCAGAAAUGACUCGCGCUAUGAUGAGAAUUAAGUGCCGGCAGAGAAUACAGGAAAUGCAACAACCUCCGAUAGACGCGUUUGGAAUGUUCACUACAUAUGAGGAGACUACUCCCUUGCAUAAAGACUGGGAUCAUCUGGACGUCCAAUUGCUGAGUGAGAUAACCGGCAAGGAUGUCUCGUUUGAUGAGCUGGGAAUGAUUCCUGAAGAAUAUAGUGCAUAUCCCAGGUCGAGAUAUCAGCAUACAGAUAAGGACAUGGAAACAUACCAACAAUUAAGUGAUCUCUUCUGGUGGUACUGCAAACAAGAUGUUUACCAGAGCGUACUGGGUGGAACAAGACUAUUCCUCGAGUAUGAUGCAUGGACUCAAUGCCCACCAAGGGCCCCAAUAGGAAGGCUUGAUGCUAUAUAUGGCACGUACGACCAUCUUAUGCUAUUGCUUGGCCGCUUAGCAAACUUUACAUCCAAGGAUCUAAGCCGAAAACGGAAAACCUUUAAGAUGGCCGGUCCCGGUCCCGGCCCCGGGCGCGGGGGAUCACCGGGAAUGUUCCCGGGCAUGGUGCCUCGUAACCCCGGAAGUAUUACGGUCCCGAUGGGAUUCACCCCACCGAGGGAAACAUCGCCACCGAACGAUGGACUCCCCGAGAAUAUCGACCUUGACGCUAGUACCGCCGAGGCAUAUCGCGAGUGGGAGGGAAUCAAACGGGCCUUCGAAAUACUCAGGAGCCAUUUCGGUCCCGAGUUCGAGGCUCUCGGCACCGACGUUUACCCCGCCAGGGCAACACCAUUUGGCCUCGCUGCACACUACAGGACUUACUCCAUCGCAGGCGUCUGGAUGAACUACUACAUGGGCCUGAUUAUACUCCACAGAGCUCAUCCCACAAUGCCGCCUGUGGCCAUGAUGGCUGCGGGUAUUUCCGCACGGACGACUGCCUCGUACUGCAUGGAAGUGGGCCGGAUUGCUGCCGGUCUAGAAGAGAAUAUCGCGCAUCUCGCCAACGUGAGUACGCUCAUGGCGGCCGCGCUGAUAGAGUGCUGUUUCCCCUUAUUCGUCGCAGGUAUCCAGUACCAUGACGAUUUCCAGCGGCAAUGGCUAAUCCAACGACUACACGACAUCGCGCGAUUGACGGGAUGGCAGUCGGCGCGGCAAAUCGCAGUAGGAUGCGAGUCGUCGUGGACCAAGGCGGCGCAACUAGGCCGCGGCCCGCCGUACGCGCGCUCCGUCAACCUCAACAUCGACCCUCCGGGUUCCGUAUGGGUCAACGCCCGCCGCAUCGACAAGCGCAUCCAGGAGAUCGACGGAGACGAGACCAAGAUCGUGCUGGCCAAGGGCGAGAAGGCUUCCUACGCGAUGGGUUUGCUGGCUGUCGAGCAUGACCUCGAGAAGCUGGACCUGGAGGCUAGUGAACGGGAUCGGCGGUAA